Messenger RNA from Helianthus annuus (common sunflower), 2197 nucleotides. RefSeq names its product probable serine/threonine-protein kinase WNK3. Gene Ontology annotation, molecular function: ATP binding; protein serine/threonine kinase activity. Gene Ontology annotation, biological process: protein phosphorylation; intracellular signal transduction. Bases 291 to 1949 code for a protein of 552 amino acids. The record is from RefSeq and is a predicted model, not a curated record. The transcript has 8 exons. Lineage: Eukaryota; Viridiplantae; Streptophyta; Magnoliopsida; Asterales; Asteraceae. Gene Ontology annotation, cellular component: cytoplasm.
GAAAAAAGUUAGAUUUGAUCUGAACAUAAAACGGAACAAUUCCCUCAACCUGAUCUCCUCAAACUUCUUCUAGAUCUUUCACCACUUCAUCUUCAUAUAUUCAAAUUCAUUCACACAAGUUUCUCAAAAUUCAGAACCCUAAGUUCAUGAUUCAGCCAACUGUUCAACAUUUUAACCGCCAGAAAUCACAACUGAUUCUGUAAGUCUGUUGAAUCUACCUGAAUUAAGCACUUGAUCUGUUUAUAUUGUGCGUGAAGAGUUAGGGUUUUAUUAACAAAAUACACACAGAAAUGCCAUUGGAAUCGUCGAUUUCAGAUCAUGAACCUGACGAUUCCGAUACUGAGUUCGUUGAAAUCGAUCCAUCCGGUCGUUACGGUCGGUAUAAAGAAGUCUUGGGGAAAGGUGCUUUUAAAAAAGUAUACAAAGCGUUUGAUGAAUUGGAAGGGAUUGAAGUAGCUUGGAAUCAAAUAAAGGUUUCGGAUUUCUUGAGGCAUCCGGAGGAGCUAGAGCGUCUAUACUCGGAAGUUCAUUUGCUUAAAACGCUUAAGCAUAAGAACAUUAUAAAAUUUUACAGUUCUUGGGUUGAUACAACGAAGGAGCACAUCAACUUUAUUACUGAGAUUUUCACAUCCGGAACGUUAAGACAGUACCGCAAAAAACAUAAACAUGUAGAUCUUAGAGCAUUAAAGAAGUGGUCUAAACAAAUAUUGGAAGGACUUUUGUAUCUUCAUAGUCAUGACCCACCUGUUAUACAUCGCGAUCUGAAAUGUGACAACAUUUUUGUCAAUGGGAAUCAAGGUGAGGUCAAAAUCGGUGAUCUCGGAUUGGCAGCCAUUCUUCGCCAGGCCCGUUCUGCACACAGUGUCAUUGGUACUCCUGAGUUCAUGGCACCUGAGCUUUAUGAGGAGGAAUAUAAUGAACUGGUGGAUAUAUAUGCCUUUGGAAUGUGCUUACUGGAAUUGGUGACGUUUGAGUAUCCUUAUUCCGAAUGUGCGAAUGCUGCUCAGAUAUACAAGAAAGUAACAUCGGGUGUCAAACCGGCUUCACUAGCUAAAGUUAAGGAUCCUGACAUCAGAUCGUUUGUAGAGAAAUGUAUUGCUAAGGUUUCUGAUAGAUUAUCCGCAAAGGAGUUACUAAUGGAUCAGUUUCUGCAUGAUGACCAUAGGGAUAUUGUUAAUAGACCAGCUCAAUCCAAUUCAUAUCCAGAUGAUGAUGCCAAUAGGCUUGACAAUGGUGAUAUUGGUAGAGAUUUCACAGUCAAAGGUCAAAUGAGAGACUUGAAUACAGUAUUCCUAAAGCUACGAAUAGAAGAUACCACAGGUCAUGUUCGGAACAUUCACUUCCCAUUCGACACAGACAACGAUACAUCAAUAGCUGUUGCUAGUGAAAUGGUUGAAGAACUGGACUUAACAGAUCAAGACGUGUCCACAAUUGCAGAAAUGAUCGAUGCAGAAAUCCGUUCAUGUAUUCCAGAUUGGGCCCCACGAGAUUUCUUUGAUGAUCAAGAAGAUAAUGAACCUACAGCCUCUGUCGACUCAACCUCUGACCACCCAGAAAACGAGUCCACAUCCCCUUUGACCGAUAAACCUUGUUCCGCACCUGCCCUUUUAGCCCUUGAAAGAUUACCGUCGGGUCGUAGAUACUGGAGUGACUCACCUAAAGGAUGUUUUACUCCUCCAUUUAGACCAGUACCGUCAAAUUAUUCUGAAGAAAACACACAAAAAACAGAUGAAACUUCUCCAGAAAGAGAAGAUGAUGAUAAAGUUGAAGUUAUUGUGGAAAAGCUUGAGAAUUUGUUAAUUGAGCAGCAAAAAGAAUUGGAAGAGUUGAAAAGGAAACAUGGUUUGGUCGUUUCGGAUAUCUUGAAAAAACUUCCUCCAGAAACGCGUCAAGAAGUUGUGAACAUCUGUAAAGUCGAGAUCAUUGAGGCAUCUGACCAUGAGAUGUAAGGUAAGGUAUUCAUUUUAAUGUUCUAAAGUUCACAGAGUUUGAUAAUAUUAGGACAUCCCUAUAAAUACAAAAAGACAUCUAAAGUAUUUUUUGAAGUAUAUAUACUUUUUAUUCGUUGAACAUCUCAUACGUCUUCUUGUAAUUGUUAUAAAUUUUCAAAGUUUUUGCAUUUUUUUAAGUGUAUGUUUGUACAUACAAACGGAUAUACUCUUUAUGUAUUAAUAAAAACGGGUAUUGUAUGUUCUCA